CAAUUUCUUUAUCAUUUCGGUGGCAAACUUAACAUAGUAUGGCCGUCGUCGGGAGGUAUUCACAGUUUUACUUCCACAAAGAAUACGCGAUAAACAUAUCACAGAGCGAACUAAGAAAAACUUUUUUAAAUAAAUUCUUCACGCGUGUGAGAUAAACAAUAAAUCUGGUGUUUACUUAGUUGAUAUUGAAUAACGCUUCGAGACCUAAUUUACGUUUUCGGUUUUCGCCAAGAUUUUUAGCAAAAUGUGGUUAGUUAGCCAGCCUAAUUCUGUGAUUUUGGAAGUUAAGGUGGACAACAACGCUAUUGGACAGCAACUAUUGGAAAGGGUAUGCGAGAAACUGGAAAUUGGCGCAGAAGCUGACUAUUUCGGCCUUAGCGUCAGCUCAGGAUCAGGGCCCGGAAGAUGGCUAAAUCUUCGGAAUCCUCUCGAUCCACACCGCAUCCCUGGGGGACGACUUGACUUGCGAGUCAAGUUCUGGGUGCCGCCACAUCUUUUGAUAAACGAACAGACGCGACACAUCUUCUAUCUCCAUGCUAAGUUAGAUCUCAUUGAGGGCAGAUUGGUCGUGGCAGACCAAGAAGUUGCCAGGCGACUGAUCGCUUACAUUGCUCAAGCUGAAACAGGAGACUGUGACCCUGAUAUGCCUCCACAUGUUUAUGAGAAGUGCGACAAAAUCGGACCGCAGGGUGAAAAGGCCGAAGAUCACGUGGAAAAGAUUAUAGAUUAUCAUUGCGAGAUAGCUGGAAUGAGAGCAUCCCAAGCCGAAUACAGACUUCUCAAAGAAAUAUCGAAAUUGGAAUCGUUCGGAGAAGAGUUGUUCUUUUGCAAACCAGUCACGCAGAGUAACAAUGCGCAUAAUCUGUACUGUCAUCUACUAUACCAUAAGCAACAGACAGAGGAGCCGAGGGCGAGGGAUGAGCAAGAGAUAGACGGGGGAGCGACUGUAGGGUGUCUGACAUCUGGGCAGAGCGGCGGCGGAUGCGGGUGCCGGCUGAGCACGUGCGUAGGGGUCGGACCCCAUGGCAUCGUAGUCUAUAGGCCGGCCUGUAAUGGAGAUCAAGAUAUUGGAGUCGAAAAGCAGAGCAUCCCAUACACGGCGAUUCACCGCGCUCAGCCACUCAGGCGCAUCUUCCAGCUAUCGUACGUGACGGACGAGGGCAACGAAGCAACGUUUCACGUGAAAAUGACGACGUCGGGACAGGCGGCUGCGCUGUACCGCGCUGUUACCGAGAAACACGCCUUCUUCUGCUGCGAAACUGUCCGAAGCGACGUCACUGAGCAAUUCAUAAGAGAUUUAAAGGGUACAAUAGCAUCGAUAUUCAACGACUCGACCACGCUAGGCCGCCGGUACGUGUUCGACAUCCGACGCACGUGUCGCGAAGUCCACGACAGAGCCAGACGAGAAGCUCACUCCAGGGUCGAGCACGAGCCACGCACCAGGAGACGCUCUGCCGGCGGGACUGGAGACACGGAGUCCCGCUCGCGUUCGCGAAGUGGUUCCGGGCUGGCCUGUCGCGUCUGUAUGGACUCGGCGAUCGAUACGCUGUUUCUGCCUUGCAGACACGUCGUUUGCUGCGAAAAUUGCGCUCCCAGAUGUAAUCGUUGUCCACUCUGCCGUGGCGAAAUAGAAAAGCUGAUGCACAUCUUUCUGCCAGUGGAAUAUCAGAAGAGUACUGGAGUUAUCAUUAAAUGAACUUAUGGCGCCUUCGACGACGAACCCCGUACGAAACGUUCAUUCCCCUCGAACUCGUUGGACGCCCGCCAUUUUGGAAGUGUCGACUUGCGACUGGCUUCAGACUAGAUCUGUUAGUGAUGGAGUUAAUGAGAUAUCAGUGACGCUAAUGUGGACGACUAGUGUGUGACUGUCUAGUCAUGAUUGACUAUUUUUUGCAUUUUUAUUUCGGAAUGAUUAUUGCCCAUUCCAGACGAUUUAUUAGGUUAAAUAAAAAUGACAAUAAAAACAAAUGCCACUUUUAUGGCCCUUUCAUAAUAAGGUACUGAGAGUUAUUAAUAGUUGAUUUCUAGUGUGUACCUAGUUAUAUUAUUGAUAAAAUAAAUAUAAAGAUUUCCUUCGUUUUAGAAGGUAUUU
Molecule: messenger RNA, 2092 nt
Organism: Pieris rapae (cabbage white)
Lineage: Eukaryota; Metazoa; Arthropoda; Insecta; Lepidoptera; Pieridae
Gene: dnr1
Product: E3 ubiquitin-protein ligase MYLIP
Exons: 6
Coding region: 245-1696 (483 amino acids)
Biological process (GO): ubiquitin-dependent protein catabolic process
Cellular component (GO): cytoskeleton
Molecular function (GO): ubiquitin-protein transferase activity
Source: RefSeq, a predicted model, not a curated record